Messenger RNA from Dissoconium aciculare CBS 342.82, 533 nucleotides. RefSeq lists its product as uncharacterized. Gene Ontology annotation, cellular component: L-cysteine desulfurase complex; mitochondrion. The transcript has 3 exons. Gene Ontology annotation, biological process: iron-sulfur cluster assembly. Bases 135 to 458 code for a protein of 107 amino acids. Lineage: Eukaryota; Fungi; Ascomycota; Dothideomycetes; Mycosphaerellales; Dissoconiaceae. The record is from RefSeq and is a predicted model, not a curated record.
AAUCAACAUUUCAUCGACGGCGAAUUUCUAGAGCUCUCACUGGCAGCGCAUUGUGUCAGAGAACAUCAAUUGCAUACUGCGCACUGCACCAAUUAUCUCACAGACACGGACGGUCCAAUCGGAACGAAUACGCAAUGUCGACUCCCACCGCGCUCGAGGUCCGCUCGCUUUACAGAUCACUACUGCGCCAAUCGCGCCAAUUCGCCGCCUACAAUUUCAGAGAAUAUGCAAAGAGACGCACGAGGGAUGCAUUCAGAGAACAUCGCGCCGAGAGCGAUACGCAGAGAAUACAGGAUCUCAUGCAAAAGGGCACAAAAGAGCUGCAAAUAUUAAGGAGACAAACUGUUGUCAGCCAAUUCUUCCAGCUCGAUCGAUUAGUGGUGGAAGGAGGCAAGAGUGGAAAGCAGAAGGGCAAUGCAGGCGACAUCGUCCGACAGAAGGAUACUGGCUGGGACUGAUGUGGAUACGAAAUCAUGAUUGUACAAUAUCAUUCUGUGUUGAAGCAUUGUAUAUGAUGAGAGCGAUCUAUGGGG